AUGGCAACGACCGAAAUGCACACAUUGUACCCCACUCAAUCGAAGUCAUGCCUCCCACAGGAAGUUGAGGCAAUUACCUCGAGUGACGUGCAGCACCCAAUAGAUAUAACAACAGAGAAGCGUAUUAGCCGGAAACUGGACCUCCACAUUAUUCCAUGGUUAUUCUUCAUGUGGUUCUUCGGAUCCCUAGAUCGAGCGAACAUUGGCAAUGCCAGCAUUGCUGGUCUUUCCAAGGACUUGAAAUUGGAAAAUGUCCAAUUCAACGUGGCGCUCUUGGUUUUCUACAUCCCUUACGUCGUCGUUGACAUACCGUCGAACUUUCAUCUUGGAGACGCUGGAGUUCACACGAGCUUCCGGGACGAAGAACAUGCUUAUCAAACAUUUUCAAGCGGGCUACUAUCUCCCAGCUCUUGUCAUUGUCUGGGUCAGUCUCGGGAUCCGUCACUAUCAGCUCGAUCUAACGCUCUGGUACAGGGACUCACCUGUACAAGCAUGGGAUUUGUCAAAUCUUAUGGAGGUCUUAUCGCCGGUCGCGCGAUUCUGGGCAUGUGUGAAGGUGGACUCAUUGGCGGGAUACUAGUCUAUCUUGCCUUGUUCUACCGGCGACAGCAAUUGCUGACCAGGAUCGGACUCUUCGCAUGUGCCGCCCCACUUGCGAUUGCCUUCGGUGGACUAUUGGCAACGGGGUUGUCCAAAAUAUCUCGUGGAGGAUACAACGGUUGGCCAUGGAUCUUCUUUGUGGAGGGAGCAAUCACAGUAGCCUACGGCAUCCUUACGCUAUUUUUCUUGCCACAUACACCUGCUCAGGCAAAAUUCCUCAACGCGCAGGAUCGCGACAUAGCCGUUCGCCGGAUGAAAGAGGAUGCUGAUGGUGCGAUGGCGGCUGAUGAAGCGCGCGAUGAGCAUUUCAAAUGGCAUUGGGUUCGCAUGGCGCUGAAAAGCCCAAACACCAUUAUUUGCUCCCUAGCAUGUGUCCAGGGCUGGCUGGCGAACAACCUAGCACCACAUUAUGUUCGGGCCACGGGGAUAGGCUUUCAAGUCACCAUCGCCAACUGCGCCGCCUUUAUCGCCACAUUUGCGUAUUUAUCCAAGGACGCGCCUAGAUUUGUCCUUGGGCAUAGCAUCUGUAUUGGUGGACUUGGUCUUUGCGGCAUUACAGCGCUGCUCGGCAUGGGGUAUUGUCGAUGGGAAAACGCACGGCGAGAGAAUGGUGAAAGAAACCAUCGACUGAGUGAGGAACGCGUGGACCUGCUCGGCCAUCGCCAUCCCAGCUUUCGGUACACUAUCUAG
Molecule: messenger RNA, 1290 nt
Organism: Exophiala xenobiotica
Lineage: Eukaryota; Fungi; Ascomycota; Eurotiomycetes; Chaetothyriales; Herpotrichiellaceae
Exons: 6
Coding region: 1-1290 (429 amino acids)
Biological process (GO): transmembrane transport
Cellular component (GO): membrane
Molecular function (GO): transmembrane transporter activity
Source: RefSeq, a predicted model, not a curated record